Auanema sp. JU1783 is the source of this 837-nucleotide messenger RNA. The record is from the annotation of a GenBank genome assembly. NCBI's taxonomy places the organism in Eukaryota, Metazoa, Nematoda, Chromadorea, Rhabditida, Rhabditidae.
AUGAAGAAGAACUUUGUUGUGAUAACUUUAUUCUCCUUAACUCAAGCUUUCAUGCCAGAGCCCGACUUAACCAACUCCAUAUACAAUCAUCGAAAUGGUAUUGAGCCUAUCGAUUAUGAAGUUGAAUCUUCAAACAAUCUAGUAGAAGGAGGAAAGAGUGCUGAGAAUGUCGAUGAGCCAUCUAUGAGCCCUUACAGAAAAAUGACCUUCCGUCGUAGAAACAUCAAUAACGCAGGAUUUCUCAGCAAUUCUGGAUUAUCACCUUUCAAUCGUAUGAGCUACAAAUCUGCUUAUGGCUCGAAUAGAGGUAGUUCAUCAUACUAUCGUAACAGAAUGUCAAACUAUGGUAACAUGAAUAAUAACUUUGCUAAUGUUUUUUCCAACAAUGGAGAUGCUUACAAAACUAGAGGUCCUUUCCAAAGUGGCCUUAUGGGUGGUACAAGAAACUCUGGAUACUAUGGAAGUAUCAGCGCUACACGCAAUAAGUACAAAACGAGACCAAUGGAUGCAUACGCCAAAAAUUCGUACGGAUCCAACGAUCUUAUGAGCAGUUUCAACUCCAUGCCUAAUGCUUUCGCCAGCAAGCCUUAUAUACCUGCUAUGGGGCACUCCAGCUCUUUCAUUCCUGCUGUGCCUGAGCAAGGACGCUAUCCAUCUGGCUUUGAUUACAUGUCGACAUUCGAUAACAGACCUUCCGCUUCUAUGAGAAGGGAGAACGACCCUUUUAAGAAUCAGAUCAAAACCAACUCCUGGGCAGGAACGUUCCGAAGCCCUGCUGAUUCGGAUGAAGCAGUCAUAGACGGCUAUGCCGAUGCCAUCAAGAAGAAAACCUCCUAA